Molecule: messenger RNA, 1984 nt
Organism: Megalobrama amblycephala (Wuchang bream)
Lineage: Eukaryota; Metazoa; Chordata; Actinopteri; Cypriniformes; Xenocyprididae
Gene: elovl7a
Product: ELOVL fatty acid elongase 7a
Exons: 8
Coding region: 344-1219 (291 amino acids)
Biological process (GO): fatty acid elongation, monounsaturated fatty acid; very long-chain fatty acid biosynthetic process; fatty acid elongation, polyunsaturated fatty acid
Cellular component (GO): endoplasmic reticulum; endoplasmic reticulum membrane
Molecular function (GO): fatty acid elongase activity
Source: RefSeq, a predicted model, not a curated record
CCGCUCAUCAUUACAAUGAAGACGGAACUCACGCGUCUUUUAGAUUAAUUGAUGGAGGUCGUGUGGUCAAGCCAUUAAAUUUUACUUUUUAAACUACUUUACCUGGCCCAGGGGCAGAAUAAGAGCGUCCUGGUGAACGGAGAGCGGGACGACUUCAAAGAGUGCGUGGAAAUACUCACAUAUCUGAACUUUCGUCUGUUUUGUCACGGUAAGACAGGUGCACGAGCACCUGCACUUAGGUUAUUUUAUGAAGUCCGUAUGUGAUCUGCUGUGAAUUUCUUGUGAUGAGGAGGAAAUUCUGCCUUCCCUGUUAAAACCUUGGGGGCUCUGAUCAUUGGUGGUGAUGGCAUUCUUUGAGAUCACGUCCACAGCUGAACACUAUUAUGACAAGUGGACCAAGUUGAUCAAUGAUGCAGACCCCAGGACGAAAGACUGGCUGCUCAUGUCCUCUCCUAUCCCACAAACGGUUAUUAUUUUAUUUUACAUCUACUUUGUGAUGUCACUGGGGCCCAGGAUAAUGGAGAACAGGAAACCAUUUGAUCUGAAGCAGGUCCUCAUCAUCUAUAAUUUCAGCGUUGUGGCUUAUUCUCUUUACAUGUGUUACGAGUUUGUGAUGUCAGGCUGGGGAACAGGAUAUUCAUUCGGCUGUGAUUUGCUAGACCCCUCUCAUUCGCCACAAGCCAUGAGGAUGGCAUGGACUUGCUGGCUCUAUUACUCCUCCAAGUUCAUUGAGAUGUUGGACACAAUCUUCUUUGUGCUGAGAAAAAAGCAAAAUCAGGUGUCCUUCCUACAUGUCUUCCAUCAUUCCAUCAUGCCUUUCACUUGGUGGUUUGGAGUCCGGUUUUCUCCAGGCGGUUUGGGGACAUUUCACGCCCCCCUAAACUGCAUUGUUCAUGUCAUCAUGUAUACAUACUAUGGACUGUCAGCCCUGGGCCCUACCUAUCAAAAAUUUUUAUGGUGGAAGAAGCAUCUGACUUCAAUACAGCUUAUCCAGUUUGUCAUGGUAACGGGUCAUAUUAGCCAGUACUACUUCAUGAAAGACUGUCCUUACCCGUACCCCAUCUUCAUCUACCUCAUUACUCUGUAUGGCAUCGUCUUCCUCCUCCUCUUCCUCAACUUCUGGUACCAUGCAUACACAAAAGGCAAAAGGCUUCCUAAAGUCCUGCAAAACACAACCAUGCCACAGAACAACAAUGGCAUACACCACAAGAAAGAAUAACCGGUGCAGUGUGAUUAACCAAUCAGCAGUGACAAUCUACAUAAAACAGUCUUUUGGCUACAUUUUUAUAAGCAUAUUUAUAUGUACACCAUAAAGUUUAUCUGGACGCCCUAGGAAAAAUAUUACUUUACAGACUGUGUGAUUCAGUCUGGGCUGGAUCUCGUCUUCUAACCUCAGCUGGGCAUUUGAGUUGAACUCUAGGUCAUUUGCCUUAAGGGCUGCUCUUGUUUCUACUCAUUUUCUGCAUACUCACGUGUUUCCCCUCCCUGUUUAAUGAGAGUUGAAUGAGUCCGAAGCCUCCCAGCUCCUCACUCAUGUCAGUCACCUCACUUUUAUUGCCCUUUUUUAUAGCUAUAUUUAGAUAUUUAUGUUCAUGUUUUUGGUUAUAUCAGUAAAUAAGAUGGAGAAUUUUUUUUUUUUUCUUCUCUCCCUUCAUAAAAAGCAGAACUAUGGAGAAAAUCUUACCACAAACACUAGGUGCUAUAUCCGUAAUGCAUACUUAUGUUUUUCACCCUCUACAUGUGACAUUGCGUGAACGGUAGCAAGUACUGCAACUGUCCUUGAAGGAACCGAUGCAUUGAUCUCAUCUUGCACUAUUGGUGAAGAAGGACCGGAAUUUGGUUAUCUUUUUAUUUUAUACAUCGUAUCGUAAUGAAUGUCUUGGACUCUUUUGUCCAGGACAGGAGCUUGCAUUUUUUGUAUAAAUUUAGUUUGUUAAUUGACUGUUUUAAAUAUUUAUGAAAAAAUAAAUGCUGUAUUCACUUA